CGUUGAAAUCUUAAAAGAGGAAUCUAAAGAGUGUUCGAUAUUAUUUAGGUGGAGUUGACAGGAGGAUCAAAACUUCUGAAUACUCUAAAUUAAUUUCUGUCGUAUCGAACAUGUUUUCUUGGCCAUUGUGUUUUUUCAAAUGUCCUCUUACGAAUGUAAGAACACACUCUCUCUCUCCACUUCAGCAGUAACAGUUGACAAGGGCGUGUGAUUGCUCCCACUGGGAGCACACUCUUCUAUUUAAUCUCUUUUUUUUUUCUGGGAGUGUGUUAACUCUUUUCUUUUCUUCUUCUUGUUAUUCUUUCUUUCUCCCUUUCCGUUGUUGUUUCAUGCAUGGCUCCCUAAGAGAAAGAGAACUUCGUUUGUUACUGCAAAUUUAGUUGUAAAAGUUCUUUUCCAGGACUUGUUCAAUGGUAUUUUGAGAUAAUGCCGGUUCCACUUGCCCCCUACCCUCCACCACCUCCACCACCUCGGCCACCUCCAUAUACGCCUCCACCAAAUGGUCCGCAGAACCAACUUGUCUGUUCUGGGUGUAGAAACCUCCUGCUUUAUCCGGUUGGAGCCACCUCUGUGUGCUGUGCUGUUUGCCAUGCAGUCACAACUGUGCCACCUCCUGAAAUGGCCCAGUUAGUAUGUGGAGGCUGUCACAUUCUCCUCAUGUACAUCCGUGGAGCCACAAGUGUGCAAUGCUCUUGUUGUCACACAGUCAAUCUGGCUUUGGAAGCAAAUCAAGUGGCACAUGUCAACUGUGGGAACUGUAAGAUGCUACUGAGGUACCCAUAUGGAGCAAGAUCCGUGAAAUGUGCCGUUUGCAGUUUUGUAACAUUAGUUGGGAUGCAGGCCUCAACAAGUACCACUGAGCAGAAAUUCAGCACCUAAAUGGCUGAAUCUUUCUCUAAAAUUCGUCGCAGACACCACGACCUUGGUUUUAAUUGUUACAUCUCAUCACCCUUGAGGAGUAACUAGCGAAUAUGUUAUAUCAGAGAAAAUUCCCCUCAAAUGUAUGAACUACUUUUCCCUUUACUGAAAUAAUUAAAUACUUUUGGUGUUAUUGGUGUACCGUGUACUGCUUUGUUUGUAAGCAGUGUAAGCCUCUUAAGGAAUCGAUGUCGCCCCAACAGUGUCAAUGUCAGUGCAGUUUUAUAUAGUUCUCCAAUAUCAAAGGCAGUGUCUUCCUAAAAGCUACUUGGAAUAACUAUUUGUGAUAA
This is a messenger RNA of Vigna radiata var. radiata (mung bean), 1208 nucleotides long. Its product is annotated as protein LOL1. The transcript has 6 exons. Lineage: Eukaryota; Viridiplantae; Streptophyta; Magnoliopsida; Fabales; Fabaceae. Bases 427 to 879 code for a protein of 150 amino acids. The record is from RefSeq and is a predicted model, not a curated record.